CGCGAGACGAUGGAGAGGCUGCUUGACCCCGCCGUCGACUUUCCCGACCACUUUGUGCGGCUCGAGAAGGCGUUCAAGGCGCUCAACACGGUCUACACGUUCUGCUCGGCGCGCAAGAGCAUGGCGACGACGUUCGAGGUCCUCAAGGGCAGCGUCGAGAACCUCAUCAAGCGACCUCUCGAGAUGCACGACAUUGCGCAGAUCAAGUCGCUCUUGCCCGAGCUCGUCUCGUUUGCCUACAUCGACUCGGACGUCCUGCGCGUCCACACCUCAGCGGCCGCCUCGCCCUCGACCGAGUCGGACCCGCGCGCCGCCAAGCGCGAGAAGCGCCAGCGCGAGCUCGACGAGGCGUACCGCACGGCGGGCGCACGCGAGGAGGGGCGAGAAGGCGAGGGCAAGAAGAGCGGCGAGACGGUCCUCCUGUUCUCGUUCAACGACGGCGAGCUCAAGAGCCCAAGCGGCGCGGGCAAGAUCAUCAACAAGAAGUUCUCGUGCGCCACCUUUUCGACCGAGACGAUGACGUCGCUCAUCAACAAGCGCAACCUCAAGUUCCGCUCGGCCGUGUCGGACCUCCUCGUCGCGUGCUCGUCGCACAACCCGCCGCUCGACCCGGUCGAGCUCCUCCUCGAGGCGACCGAGGAGAACCUGCCCGUCCACCCGGACGAGCUCCUCACCGAGGAGGACAUGCGGUCCCGGGGCGUGCGCGAGCGCAAGGACGAGCUCGAGUUCCGCGAGCGCAACCCGGACUUGCGCCCGAGCAUGCGCAGCGUCGUCGAGGAGAUGGCGCGCGACCAGGACCUGUACAAGAACCAGAUCGUCGACGACGGGCACCGCACGUUCGAGGCGCGACAGGCCGUGUACGGUGAGCUCAACCACGAGAUCUCGCAAGGACUCGCCGACGCGCUCCUCAACACCAAGAACAUCCGCCCCGACCACCUGUACUCGCACCAAGCCGCCGCCAUCAACGCCCUGCACCCGUCGCCCGAGCACCCUCGAGGGCAGAACGUCAUCAUCUCGACGUCGACCUCGUCGGGCAAGUCGCUCAUCUACCAGCUCCCCGUCGUGCAGGCGCUCGAGGCCGACCCGGACACGACGGCGCUGUACGUGUUCCCGACCAAGGCGCUCGCGCAGGACCAGAAGCGCGCGCUCGGCGAGCUCGUCGGCGGCGUCGAGGGCCUCGAGGACGUCAAGAUUGCGACGUUCGACGGGGACACGCCCAGGGACGACCGUGACUACAUCCGCGAGAACGCCAACGUCAUCUUUACCAACCCGGACAUGCUCCACAUCACGAUCCUUCCGCAAGAAGAGCGCUGGCGCCGCUUCUUCCGCAAGCUCCGGUUCGUCGUCGUCGACGAGCUCCACAUCUACUCGGGCCUGUUCGGCUGCCACGUCGCGUUCGUCAUGCGCCGGCUGCGCCGGGUCUGCGCCGCGGUCGGCAACCGCCACGUCCGCUUCGUCUCGUGCUCGGCGACCAUCUCGAACCCGGUCGAGCACAUGCGCACCAUCUUUGGCGUCGACGACAUCGUCCUCGUCGACGAGGACGGCUCGCCGUGCGGGCAAAAGGAGUACCUUGUGUGGAACCCGCCGUACAUCGACGACCUCGACCCGAAGCAGGGCCGCAUUUCGACCAUCUUCGAGACGAGUCGGGUCUUCCGGUUCCUCAUGGAGCGCGGCAUCAGGGUCAUCGUCUUCUGCCGAGUCCGCAUGCAGUGCGAGAUCUUGAUGCGGCAGGUCCGCCAGGACCUCAUGCUCGACGGCCGCAGCGACAUGGCGGCGAGGGUCAUGUCGUACCGGUCGGGCUACAGCGCGCAAGACCGGCGCCGUAUCGAGCAGGAGAUGUUCUCGGGCCAGCUCCUCGGCGUCAUCGCGACGACGGCGCUCGAGCUCGGCAUCGACAUCGGCAGCCUCGACGCCGUCAUCACGGUCGGGUUCCCCUACACGCUCCCGGGCCUUCGACAGCAGGCGGGCCGAGCCGGUCGGCGCAACAAGGACUCGCUCGCCAUGCUCAUCUGCGACCCGUUCCCGCUCGACCAGCACUACGCCCGCAACCCGGACCUCAUCUUCUCGAGCCCGUUCCAGCAAAUGAGCCUCGACCUCGACAACCCGCUCGUGCUCGAGGGCCACAUCCAGUGCGCCGCCGACGAGAUCCCGCUCCACCCGGUCGAGGACGCCGCCUACUUCACCAAGGGCGACUCGGCGCGCCUGCGCGACAUCUGCCUCGAGCGCCUCGUCGGCGACGACGACGGCUUCUUCCACUGCCACCCGCGGUUCAAGCCCUACCCGGCGCGCACGGUCCCGAUCCGCAACACCGAGGACGAGCACUACUCGAUCAUCGACAUCACGCACGGCCGGCACGACGUCGUCGAGGAGGUCGAGACGAGUCGCGCCAUCUUUACGGCGUACGAGGGCGCCGUCUUCAUGCACAUGGGCCGCACGUUCCUCGUGCGCGGCGUCGACCACGACCGCAAGAUUGCCAAGAUCGAGGAGGCGACCAUCGAGUGGAGGACCCGGCAGCGCGACUACACGAACAUCGACCCGGUCGAGCCGUUGUCCAUCCGUGAGGUCGCAGGCGGCGCGACGACCGCCUCGUACGGCACGAUCAAGAUCGAGGCCGUCGUCUUUGGCUACUUCAAAGUCGACAAGCGCAACAACAUCCUCGACACGGUCGAGAUCCACGCGCCGCCGUACGUGCGGCACACGCACGGCCUGUGGAUCGAGAUCCCGCGCACGGCCCUCGAGAUCCUCCUCGUCAAGAACUUUCACCCUGCCGGCUCGAUCCACGCCGCCGAGCACGCCAUCAUGGGCCUCACGCCCGUGUUUGCCAUGUGCGCCGAGGGCGACGUGCGCACCGAGUGCAAGAACCCGGAGAAGGAGCUGUCGAGCGUGACGACGACGCGCAAGAGGCCCGCGCGGCUCAUCCUGUACGACACGGCGGGCAAGUCGGGCGGCAUCUGCGCCAAAGUGUUUGACCACGUGUCGGCCUGCUCACUCUCUCCUUACCCCACAGGUGUCGCUUCGCACAUCUGCUCUGGCGCCAACACGAUCGUGUCCAAGCUCGGCGCCCUCAUCGUCCUCGACGCCAUCCUCGGCCGCCCCAUCGACGUCGACUCGAUCCCGAUGCAGGACGCGCCAAAGGGCGUCACGCCCGGCGGGCCCGGCGCGACGAUCGACCUCGCCGCUGCGGGCGUCAGCCGAGACGUGAUCCGGGCGGCGCAGGCGCAGGCGGCGGGCGGCGCAGGAGGUCGAGGCCGAGGGACGAGGC
Molecule: messenger RNA, 3262 nt
Organism: Rhodotorula graminis WP1
Lineage: Eukaryota; Fungi; Basidiomycota; Microbotryomycetes; Sporidiobolales; Sporidiobolaceae
Exons: 14
Molecular function (GO): nucleic acid binding; ATP binding
Source: RefSeq, a predicted model, not a curated record